AUGGCCAGCCUCUCGCGGGCCGUCCACAUGGUGGCUAUCCUCCUGGCGCUGCUGGCACUGGCCGCCACCGCCACCGCCACCGCCACCGCCACCGCCACCGCCACCGCCACCGCCACCGCCACCGCCACCGCCACCGGCAGCACAGCGACGGCCUGGCCGUCGACCAUGGACGGCAGGCCAGUCCCCUGGCCGGCGGCCCUGGCGGCCCUGGCCGAGGCCGGGGCCCGGUGCGCCCUGGCCGACCGGCGCCUGAUGCACGCGAACCUGGGCCUGACCGACGCCCUGCUCGAGGACCGGCUGCCGGCCUAUCAGCUGGGCCACCUGCGCGCGUACCUCCCCCACGAGCAGGCGAUCCGCCUCCGGACACCGGGCAGCCUGCACGGGGCGGACGAGCCGGAAACCCGGGCCCUGCUGGGCGCCCUGGCCGCCGGGGCGCCGGAUGCCACCUUCCGCCAGGCCUUCCCGGCCUUCGACUUUGCCGAGCCGCUGGCCCCGAUGGCCGAGUCGUUCCUCCGGCCCGGGGGCCCGGUGGCCGCCGGGGAUGAGGGCCCCGGGCCCGGCACGGCCCCGGGCCCGGCUCCCCUGGCCCCCACCGACCCGGUGGUCCUGCUGCUGGAGCUCGCGGUCCGGGCGGCGCCCACCCCGAGCAAGGACCGCCCGGCCGACGUGGCCCCGGGCUCGGUGGACUUCCUGUGGGAGGUGGUGCUCAGCCUGCCGGCCGAUCUGGCCGCCCGGGCGGGCCCCUGCCUGCGGGGCGAGGCGGCCCCGGACACCGGGGUGGCCGCCUUCGGCCCGACCCCCCGCCGCAUGGGCGACUGCCAGCACCUGCGCGACACCUGCGGCCUGACCGUGCAGCAUGUGUUCUGGGUCAACCCGGCCACCGGCCGGCGGCUGGGGGUCCGCCUGCCGGCCGACCGGUACCUGUCGGCGGCCGACGAGCAGCAGGCCGCCGCCACCCGGCGCCGGCGGGGCGCCCUCCGUCGCCUGCUCGGCUGGGUGGCUGUCAUCUUCGGCGGGGCGGCUGUCCUCGGCGGGGCGGCCUUCAUUGUGGCCAGCUUGCUGGGGCUGGAGCCGGCUGGCCGAGUCCGGCGCCUGCGUGCCGGCCAGGCCGCCCCGGCGCCCACCGGGCCCAAGGAGGACUGAGAAAAAGAAGGCAAGAGGGAGGGGCGGAGGGGGGGGGAGGGAAAGCCGCGGGCGUGUCCCCCCGCCCCUCCCCCUGGGGCCGGGCGGCUGCCUCCCUCCCUCCCCGCUGCCGACGCAUGUGUCGGCGGCGUGUGCCGGCCCUUUAACCGUGUCCGGCCUCCGGGGCGUAACCCAAAUAGAGCAGCACUUGAUGAA
Fonticula alba is the source of this 1338-nucleotide messenger RNA. RefSeq lists its product as hypothetical. The record is from RefSeq and is a predicted model, not a curated record. NCBI's taxonomy places the organism in Eukaryota, Rotosphaerida, Fonticulaceae. The coding region runs from base 1 to 1143 and encodes 380 amino acids. The transcript has a single exon.